UCAAAGUCAUAUCUUGCUGACAGAGUCAAAGCUUAACUUGGAAUUACAGAAUUGCCCUAUCAUUUUUUGUGUAUUUGUAUUCAUCAAAAUCAUUUUAGUCAUCUCUCUGCAGAGAAAAAUCAGCUCCGAAAAAUUACUAUGGUGAGGAACUGAUCUUUAACCUCUUUCAACUUGUUGCAGUGAACUGCCUCUGUUGUAUCAUACUCCGUUCUUCCUGUCAUGGGUUUUAAUGGGUUGGCUGAUGAGACGAGUGAAAGAAGGCUAUACAUCGGUAAUCUUGAUCAAAGAAUAACUGAGUCGGUCUUGAUCAAGAUGUUUUCUCCUUAUGGAAAGAUCGAGUCGGAGGAAUUUUUAUGGCACACUCGUGGUCCAAAGCGAGGAGAGCCACGAGGUUUCGCUUUCAUUCAGUUCAGUACUAAAGAGGAAGCACAACUAGCAAAGCAGAAAAUGGAUGGAAGAUUGGCUUGUGGGCGUCCAUUGGUUAUCCGGUAUGCUAGUGAGAAAUACUAUCUGGAAAUGUCAAGCACAUCCCCAAAAGCUUCCAGUGUUGGUAUUGUCAGUGAAGCGAAGAAAGCAAGUCAAGCGGGUAGUAGUACUCAUUCGGGUCAAAUGAGUCGAAGUGCUAAAAUUGCUGCCAUAAAGAACAAACUGAAAUUCUUAGAAGAGGAAGAUAACUGUUGUUUAAAGAAGAAGUCCAGGCAAGGUGAUAGUGUCACUUGAUCCUCAACUGGCUGUAGCCUUUUAUUACCAGCAGACAGUUUACCCAAAAUCAUAGGGCAGUCUGAGCUUGAGUAGAUUUUUCCGUCGCUUGAAAUUCUCUGGUAUUUGUGAGGUCUGAGCUUUGUUGAUGAGCUGCUAAACAAAGAAGCAGCUGUAAUGUUUAUCUGUAUUUAAUCAGCUUGGAUUACUUUUUUUAGUACCUGUCUUGACACUAAAUAUCCACGAAUUAUCUCUUAUAACAGGUCCAGUGCAGUGAUUUCAAUGAAAGAGUCAUUUUUUGUAGUUA
Messenger RNA from Papaver somniferum (opium poppy), 1006 nucleotides. Its product is annotated as probable RNA-binding protein 18. NCBI's taxonomy places the organism in Eukaryota, Viridiplantae, Streptophyta, Magnoliopsida, Ranunculales, Papaveraceae. The record is from RefSeq and is a predicted model, not a curated record. The transcript has 5 exons. Bases 220 to 720 code for a protein of 166 amino acids. Gene Ontology annotation, molecular function: RNA binding.